GUUUGCUGGGAUUAUUAGAUUUUGUUUUAAAAAUGGAAAAAUAGGGGACAAGCGCAAAUCUUUAAAUUACAUAAUAUUAUAGAGUUGUGUUAGAAAACGUGAAAAAAAAAUGACGUGACAAAUGUAAUUAUUUUUUAACGCAAUCCAUCGAAUUCGUUCCCUCGGAAUUGUUACUUUAUUACAAGUGGGAUUUUCUCUUUUCCAGGGAAUCGCAAUUUCGCGAUUGUUGCACGCGAGGUGUUGCCCAUGCGAAUCGCUGGAGUCGUUGUUAACUGCGGGAACGCCUCGGGGCCGCAGAGGACGAGAGGGUCCCUUUACGUCGGCGUCGUCGGUGGGGCCCCACGUAUAUGUACGGCCGCGUUAUUUUCUCGCUGAGAUAAGAUCGACGCCGCUAAAAAUAGCUCACGCACACCAUCAGGCGAUUACCAAGCAGCGAGAGAACAUAUUCCCGAGGCUCGGAAACUACAUGGUGCUGCCAUCUGUGACACAUUUGGCAAACUACUACGUCAUUUCGCGCUCGACCUGUCAGAAUGGUAUUGACUUUACCGACAGAAUCAAUUGCGUGAUUUACACGGAAUAUCACGCGAUAACAGAUUGUUCCUCGUGAAACAGAAAUAAAAAGGAGGCAAUGUCUACGAGAAUAACGGACAUCUUUAAUUCUUUUCAAGAUUAUCUGAACAAUGAACAAGAAAUACGCGAGCAAAUCCGCGUUAUUGUCAAGGAUAUUGAGAAGAGUGCCAGAGAUAUUUUGAUGAUAUUACAAAAUAUUCACAACACGGUGCACGAUACGGUAGAUGAGAAUAUAGUUGUAGCAGAAUAUUGUACAAAGGCAAGAGAAAUAUUUGGAGAAGUGAGGAUACAAUAUGCAAAUCUGGCUAAAGUAGUACCGAGUAAUCAGUAUUAUCGCUAUCACGAUCAAUGGCGUUUUGUUACUCAGAGGCUAUGCUUUCUAGUUGCUCUAGUUAUAUAUUUAGAAGUUAAAGUUUUAGUCACCAAAGCCACUGUCGCAGAAAUAUUAGGAGUAAAGGAUAAGAGAGAGGAAGGUUUUCAUCUAGAUCUGGAAGAUUUUUUAUUGGGCCUACUUCAAUUGUCUGCCGAAUUGAGCCGUUUCGCCGUAAACAGUGUCACCAAUGGUGAUUACGAUCGGCCAAUAGAAAUUGCAAGGUUUGUCAAUGAAUUAAAUGCUGGUUUUCGAUUAUUGAACUUAAAGAACGAUAUGUUGAGAAAACGUUUUGACGCCCUUAAAUAUGACGUAAAAAAGAUCGAAGAAGUAGUAUACGAUUUAUGUAUUCGCGGUUUAAAACCAUCUCCUCGGCCUACCGAAGAAGCACCUACUGUAUAAAUCUUUUUUAUAACUU
Messenger RNA from Nylanderia fulva, 1358 nucleotides. RefSeq names its product translin (gene trsn). The record is from RefSeq and is a predicted model, not a curated record. Gene Ontology annotation, biological process: RNA metabolic process. Gene Ontology annotation, molecular function: RNA binding; single-stranded DNA binding; sequence-specific DNA binding. Lineage: Eukaryota; Metazoa; Arthropoda; Insecta; Hymenoptera; Formicidae.